Nerophis lumbriciformis (worm pipefish) is the source of this 1261-nucleotide messenger RNA. NCBI's taxonomy places the organism in Eukaryota, Metazoa, Chordata, Actinopteri, Syngnathiformes, Syngnathidae. The record is from RefSeq and is a predicted model, not a curated record.
GAUCAUCUUGAUGACCCUGAGCUCUGGUGUGAUUUAACCGUGGAAGAUCAGCAAACGGUAGAUGUCGCUAUGGCAAAGAAAAAGCGCUUGCAGUGUUUUGCGCACACUCUUCAGCUGGUGGUGGGAGAUGGUUUGAAAGAAACAAAAGUGGUAUCUCCUUCUCUUUCGAAGUUAUCUAAACUCAGCUCACUGCUGCACACAAGCACAACAUUCAAAGAUGUGUUUGAUGCUGAAUUUGGAGAACAGAAAGGCAUCCCUGCUGCAGUCAACACAAGAUGGAACUCGAGUGAAGGCUGUUCUCCAGUGCAAACAUGUAAGGCUCUGUGCUGUUCUAGAAAAGGCUGGGCACAGGGAGUUGUCAUUCACAGCACGGGAGUGGAAUCUGUUGAAAGAUUUGGUGGACAUCUUGAAGCCAUUUGGAGAAGCAAUGAUUUGACACAGGGGGAGAAGGUCAUCACAAUCAGUGCUGUUGUUCCAUCCAUCUUGUCCCUCAACCACCACCUUGAGAAACUGAAGCCUCAGGUCUGUUUCCUGAGCGGCCUGGUCAGAAGUCUCCAGACAUCUCUGAACAAAAGAUUUAUUGGAAUCUUCAUCAAUGUGAAAAUGGCCAGGACACAAAAUGGAAUCACUGCUCCCUUUUCAGAUCCAGUCUACCUCAAAGCAGCUGCCUUGGAUCCAGCCUUUUCUCUGUUGUGGGUGGAGCCCCAUGUGCUGGUCAGUCCUGACGUCAAGGCAGAGGUGGCACAACUGGUUAAAGAAUUGAUCCUGCAAGAUGCUGCAGAGACUGAGCAACCUGCGCCUCUUGUUGAUGAAGAAGAGCAAGGGGACCUUGGAGAAAGAGAAGGGCUGUUUGCUGCUUACCACAAGAGACAGAAGAAGGAUGUUGGGACUACUCCAGCACUAUAGCUAAGUCACUACCUUGACAUAGCUGAAGGACAGAAUGCCCUUUUGUUCUGGGCAUUAAACAUGAAGACUCUUCCUUCACUGUUCCGAGUGGCCAUGAGAGUCUUGGCAGUGCCUGCCUCCAGUGCUCCAGUGGAGCGAGUUUUCAGCCAUGGUGGCAUCAUACUACGCCCCCAUCGUGCACAAAUGACUGACAGACUCUUAGCCAAUUUGGUCUUUUGCAAAUGCAAUGCAGCAUAGGGCCCUGACAUAUAAAAAGUACAACUUUGUUGUUAUGUUCACGUACAUGUCAUGUUUUUCAUGUUUUUUCAAUGUUAACACUUCUGUACAAAUAAGUACAGUUGUACUUUAUUUUUCA